Messenger RNA from Ctenopharyngodon idella (grass carp), 3564 nucleotides. RefSeq names its product calcium channel, voltage-dependent, gamma subunit 1b (gene cacng1b). The record is from RefSeq and is a predicted model, not a curated record. The transcript is spliced from 4 exons. The coding region runs from base 240 to 926 and encodes 228 amino acids. Gene Ontology annotation, molecular function: calcium channel regulator activity; voltage-gated calcium channel activity. NCBI's taxonomy places the organism in Eukaryota, Metazoa, Chordata, Actinopteri, Cypriniformes, Xenocyprididae. Gene Ontology annotation, cellular component: L-type voltage-gated calcium channel complex; membrane. Gene Ontology annotation, biological process: calcium ion transmembrane transport; regulation of calcium ion transmembrane transport via high voltage-gated calcium channel.
AGGAAGGGAGAGAGAGAUAGAGAGAGAAAACUAGGGCACUAUUAUCUGGCCUCUUUUUCCAAGCAGAAGCAGAGAUUUGUAGACAGCGAAGCUGGAGUGAAGAGAUAGCGUGUUGCUGUGUGACUUUUGCGUUUUUCUUAGCGCCUGAAAAGUAAACUAAACUUAAGAAUCAAUUCAAGGACAAAGGCACGUUCAAAUUACGAUACAAACUCAAAGCUCACUUAUCUUCAACGGUCACCAUGCUGGAGGACAAGAAGACCAAGGUGAAGAUAACCUUCUUGGUUAUCCUGGUGGGCAUCUCGUCCAUGUUGGCGGCGGUGGUGACGGACCACUGGGCGGUUCUGAGUCCUAGGGUGGAGCAGCUCAACACCACCUGCGAAGCGGCCCACUUUGGACUCUGGAGACUGUGUAAAAAGAGUAUCUUCAUUGUGGAGGAAGACCCUCAGGGCAAAGGCUGUGGCCCUAUCAGCCUGCCAGGAGUCAAGAACUGCUCGUACUUCAAACACUUCACAUCAGGGGAAGAGGCUGAAGUUUUUGAAGUAAAGACUCAGAAAGAGUACAACAUCUCAGCUGCUGCUAUCGCCAUCUUCAGUUUGGCCUUCAUGACCCUGGGCAGUCUCUGCCUGCUGGGGGCUUUUGGGAAGGGCAGAGACUACCUACUGAGACCAGCUGGCAUGUUCUUUGCUUUUGCAGGCCUGUGUAUCGUCAUCUCCGUGGAGGUCAUGAGGCAGUCGGUCAAACGCAUGAUCGACAGCGACGAGACCAUAUGGAUCGAGUACUACUAUUCGUGGUCCUUCGCCUGCGCCUGCGCCGCCUUCACCCUCCUCUUCCUCAGUGGCCUCAGCCUCCUCAUCAUCUCCAUGCCACACAUGCCCAGAAACCCCUGGGAGACCUGCAUGGAUGCCGACCCCGAGUCCAUAGACUAGUAUAGCAUCCACCGCAGAGUAAGAGCGCAACGCAACUGACACAGGAGUCAUACUAGCAGUGUGAAUGACAACGAGAUCCAGUGAUGCAUUGCAUUUAUAGAUGAUGAUAGUGAUGCAUUGAUAUUUUUAACUAAGCAUUGACACAGACGUCUAAUUAUUUAAAGGGAUAGGUUAUCCAAAAAUGAUAAAAGUGUUUUUUAAGAUUCAUCGAAAUUUCCUCUUUUGUGUUCCACAGAAGAAAGUUAUACGAGUUUGUAAAUACAUGAAAGUGAGUUUAAAUUUUUGGGUAAGCUAUCCCAUUAAGAUCUACAUGAAAUAUCUAACAUGAAUUUUGUAUGUUUUAUGGUAUUCAGUAAUCUGAAAACAUUCAUGCUUAUAUGCAAUAGAAGACAGCUUAGAAUGUAUAUUUAGGGACUUUUAUAAGUUUCCAAUCUGUCAUUUCUGAAACGGUGACAUUAAAUGUGCUGAUGGAUGAUUGUAAAAGCAUAUAGGAUCAGCAAUGAUAUCCAGUGAUGUAUGAUCAGUUUCAGCAAAUACAGAUUGCACUUUAAAGUGAGGUUAUCUAAUUACGUUACUAGUACAGGUUCAGGUCAUUUAAUCUGUGAUAUAUUCCUUUACUCAUGUCACACUUGAACUGCCUGCUCUCAAUGAUCUGCCUCGAGAAAGACUGUUAAAACCCCACAAACAUUUUUAUUUGUUGAUGUUUUUACGGUUGAAACAGGAAGCUGGGGCAGGACAUGCUGAAGUUCGUCCCUUUUUAAAUAGCCAACAGCCUUUCAAACCAUGGUUUACUACUUGCUGUUGCUAGUUUGAGGCAGAUGGCAUUCAUAAUUUAGAGGGAGAGACAUUCUCAAUCUCAUUUGAUUGUAUGCUUGGUUCAUUUUCCAAAAAGAGAAGGAUUUAAAAUGUGUAUAUCUGCUUUAUGUUAAGAAGUGUACUGAAACUAACAGAUGGACUGAAAUCCACAAAAUGUUCUUAUAUGAAUUCAUACAUCAAUACUUAGUGAGCUUAUUUUGUUAUUCAUACAUCUUUGUGAUGUAGCAUUGUACUCGAGUAUAUUAAACUUGUAGAAAUACAAAGUUUAAAAUGCACAUUGCCACCUGACACAAAGACAUUUCGGUUUUCAUCUUCCUCAGAGCUUGAUACGAAGUGAUACGAUCAGUAACGAUGGCGUCGAUUUUAUCAUAUCAAUUCGAGCAGAGUCGUCAUCCUCUGAAAGUGUAUGCAAAGUGGAUUUGCUUUGGCAGUGCAGAAAACAGCGUCUUCCUGACAUGUCGACAGCACAAACCAAACUCUUCCAGGUCUCAGCUUCAACUACAGUGUUUGAGGGUCAAAUUUAGACGUUGCAGGCAGCCAAUGAAGACCAUAUGUUGGCAUUAUGCAAAUUGUUAUAUUGCUACAUAGGUAUGUAAAAGGAAGUGAGACUGGAAUUGCUGACGACUUCUUUCGGCAAUUCGCUAUAUGCGAAUGUUACUUCCUGGUUUUCGAUAAGCCAGCUUGGGCAUUUCCGGUGAACUUUCAGCUGUCAAGAUGUCAUUCUGCACUCGCUGCCUUCGGUCAACAUUUUAAUCAUUCUCAUUUUAUGAACCGAUACCGAUUCUUAAAUACCAAGAAUCAAUCUUUUGCGGUUUUCAGUUGAUAAAAGAACAAACUCAUGCCUCCCAUCCAAUAUAUUGCAAUAAGCUUUGUUCCUUGUUAUUUUUUAUUAAACAAAGUCUUAGCUUUCGAAGUAUGUCAAUUUACUACAAAAUUAAAACAAUAAAUACCGUUUUGGCGCUCUUUAAAGUGGCGCGAAAGAUCGCUGUUCACGAGGACCGGCAGUGCGGAUCAAGCAAAGUUUCCUCUUUACUAGAUACAGCGCGAAAUAAACAUGAAUGAACAUCAAAAAAGGUACGUUGAAAGAUGAAUGACUUACUGAAAUGAAUCAUGUCUGGUAUAGGCUAAUCGCUCAGUGUUAAAAAGACUAUCUUUACUUGACUGCGUCUGAUGUUCAUUAAAGCGCUAAGCUGUCAAGCUGGGCAAAGGAACUAGCAAUAAAGAAAGAACAAAAUAUAGCUACUGGGAAGAUAUGGGCACAUUUUCUAGUGGAGUUUUACAACUUUUAAACGAAGACCAACAUACCUUGUGUAGAAACGAAUGAUCCAUUUCUUUCGUUGUUGGUCAACGGAAGGGAAAGUGUGAAAACUGAUGCUCAGCUGUUGUUCUCACGACGUCUUUUCCAUCUCAUUUUACGUUUGAACAACUAAAUUAAUGCUAUUUAACCGACUAUAUUCUGUUUAUGAACUAAGUAUUGAUGCUGUUAAAGCUACCUCAGAAAAUUGAAGGUACAGCCACACCAACAAGCGACGUUUCACCGGAAGUUUUCCAGCUGGUUUAUAUUAUUGCGGAAAGUUCUUAAGAGCGUCCCAUGAAUAUAGCGGAUUCACAAUCGAAAAAACUAUUUGAUCUAUGAAACUUCGCAGGCAUUUCACAUUCGCAAACAGCUAUACACACUGCAUUAAAGUUAAUAUUUGAAAAAGCAUAAUAGGGGCACUUUAACUUUUGAAAGGCUGUAAGUUACAAUAUAAGGCUGCAUUGCUGUAGUCAAAACGAUACCUAAAGAGCUUUUUGAAAAUAAAGUGACAGCAUCUCGCCCUGA